Alternaria rosae is the source of this 858-nucleotide messenger RNA. RefSeq lists its product as uncharacterized. The transcript has a single exon. Gene Ontology annotation, cellular component: ribosome; mitochondrial small ribosomal subunit. NCBI's taxonomy places the organism in Eukaryota, Fungi, Ascomycota, Dothideomycetes, Pleosporales, Pleosporaceae. The record is from RefSeq and is a predicted model, not a curated record. Gene Ontology annotation, molecular function: structural constituent of ribosome; small ribosomal subunit rRNA binding; mRNA 5'-UTR binding. Gene Ontology annotation, biological process: translation; ribosomal small subunit assembly; maturation of SSU-rRNA from tricistronic rRNA transcript (SSU-rRNA, 5.8S rRNA, LSU-rRNA). Bases 49 to 708 code for a protein of 219 amino acids.
AAAUCGCUGCAUCCCCGAACCUCAAUCGGGGCAUCUACCGCCUUCAACAUGGCCAGCAACACAACUCUGCAGACGUUUCGAUCCCUCACAUGCUCAAUUCGCUCAUCAUGUCGGCACACGCAACCUCUGCGACCAUUUUCCCACAGCACACAAGUCCUCGCUGCAGCUCCUCCCUUCGUUCGCAAGAAGCCUGAGUCAAAGAGUCUCGACCAGCUGCUCAGCAAUGUAGAUGACAACUUUAACAACGCUGGCACCAAUCCAUACCCCGGAAUAAUACCCGGCCAAAACAAACUCGACCCUUUCAAGAACCUCGCGUCGCGCGAAUGGGACGAAGACGACAAACACAAACUCCACGUUUACGCCACCAAGCACAACACACAUCUGUGUCUGACACAGCCAAACCGGAACCCACUGAUUUCGGUAUCUUGCGGGAACAUCGGCUUCAGGAAAGCGGGGCGCGGAACAUACGAUGCAGCCUAUCAAUUGGCAGCUUUCCUCAUGAACCGAAUCCAGGACAAGGGCUUGCUGCCGCAGAUUCAGAAGUUGGAGUUGGUGUACAGAGGGUUUGGCGCAGGCAGGGAGGCAGUCACAAAGGCGAUACUGGGCGCUGAGGGAAAGAGAAUACGGCCGCUGAUUGUGAAGCUGGCCGACUCGACGAGGUUGAAGUUUGGUGGCACAAGGAGCAAGAAGCCGAGGAGAUUGGGUUAGAGACUGCUUGUUAGUAUGUGGGAAUGGAAAUCAGACGAAGUGUACGAUGAUAGUAGGGUUCACCAGGCGUCAUGGGUAGCGGCUAUGAGCACUUGGGCAUGCAUCACAAGAGCAGUAUAUAGUGGCCAGGGCAAAUCAGACCAAUUCAAG